GACGCGCAAUUCCCGCCGCCGCCGCCGCCAUGUCGCCGCUCGCCCGCUCGCUGCUCGCGCUCGCCGCGCUGCUCGCCGCCGCCGACGCGUUAGCAAACCCUUAUUGUGACUAUCUGACCAUAGGUCGUAACUAUUAUGCUGAUGGAGACAAUGUCAUUAAGUAUACACUUACAGUUUCUGGUGAAUUUUACACGAUCAUUCCUGAUAAAUGCUCCAGACCUGGAAGAAGGUUGGUACACCAAACCCUUGUCGUAUGCAACGACCCAAAUAAUGUGCCCCGCAUCAGCUUGGUCAAACACAGCGAUCCUUACACCGCCGUCACCAUCGAGUGCCCCAGAGACGUGCCUGGCUGCUUGAACCUCGAGCUACAUGUGAGGCAGGAUUGUAAACCGGUCACUGGACCUGGACCGGAAGAUGACACUAAUUAAAUGGAAGUAUUUAUAUUAACAA
This is a messenger RNA of Cydia pomonella (codling moth), 450 nucleotides long. RefSeq lists its product as uncharacterized. The record is from RefSeq and is a predicted model, not a curated record. Lineage: Eukaryota; Metazoa; Arthropoda; Insecta; Lepidoptera; Tortricidae. The transcript is spliced from 3 exons. Bases 30 to 428 code for a protein of 132 amino acids.